GAUGGGGUCCAACAGAUUGACAUACAGACGCCGCAACCCAUACAACACUCGAUCGAACAAGGUCCGCGUUGUCAAGACCCCCGGCGGAGAACUUCGAUACCUUCACAUCAAGAAAGCCGGCACUGCGCCCAAGUGUGGAGACUGUGGAAUUAAGCUGCCAGGAAUCCCCGCUCUCCGACCCCGCGAGUACGCUCAAAUCUCCAGACCAAAGAAGACUGUUCAACGCGCAUACGGUGGUUCAAGAUGUGCCAACUGCGUCCGGGAUCGUAUUGUCCGAGCUUUCUUGAUUGAAGAGCAAAAGAUUGUCAAGAAGGUGCUCAAGGAGUCUCAACAGAAGAAGCGUUAA
Molecule: messenger RNA, 346 nt
Organism: Amorphotheca resinae ATCC 22711
Lineage: Eukaryota; Fungi; Ascomycota; Leotiomycetes; Helotiales; Amorphothecaceae
Exons: 3
Biological process (GO): translation
Cellular component (GO): ribosome
Molecular function (GO): structural constituent of ribosome
Source: RefSeq, a predicted model, not a curated record